AUGGCGGCCGUCACUUCAGUAUCAUUAGCCGCCGUAACUCAGUCCGCCGACCGGAAAAUCUCGGGUCCGUCUGCUCGUAAUUUUCUAGCGCUCAAUAACCUCCGGUUGACCCACAGUUCUUGUAGCUUUCGAAGAUGGAGCUCGAGUUCUCGUAUGGUAGUUCGUUGUAUGUCCACAGCCGCAGGCAAAACAUCAGCGUUCAGUAUAACUCUUUUCCGUUUUAACCAAUUGUCUUUGUGCAAAGACCCGCCGACAGUUUCUGAAACAAAGUUGAAUUUCUUGAACGCAUAUAAGAGGCCGAUUCCUAGUAUAUACAACACAGUGUUGCAAGAGCUUAUUGUACAACAACAUUUGAUGAGGUACAAGAGGUCAUAUUGUUAUGAUCCCAUAUUUGCACUUGGUUUUGUUACAGUGUAUGAUCAGCUCAUGGAUGGAUAUCCUAGCAAUGAGGACCGAGAGGCCAUCUUCAAAGCAUACAUUGAGGCUCUAAAUGAGGAUCCUGCUCAAUACAGGGCUGAUGCGCAGAAGUUAGAAGAUUGGGCCCGUACCCAGACAGGGAAUUCCUUGGUAGAUUUUGCAUCCAGAGAAGGAGAAGUUGAGGACAUUUUGAAGGACAUAUCAAAAAGAGCAGGGACCACGGGAAGUUUCAGCUACAGCCGUUUCUUUGCUGUUGGUCUUUUCCGCUUGCUUGAGUUAGCAAAUGUGACUGAGCCAACCGUCUUAGAUAUGCAUCUUGAGUCUGUAGGAAUAAGAUGGUGUACUCUUCUUUACCGAAAGGCGAAAACAACUUAUGACGUUUUGUUUAGUAUGCUUACUGUUGAUAUGCUUCUCCACGCUUGGCAGCUUUGUGCUGCACUAAAUGUAAAUAAGAAAAGCGUUGAUAGAGACCUUGAUGUCUACCGCAAUCUUUUAUCCAAGCUGGUUCAAGCAAAGGAGCUAUUGAAAGAAUAUGUAGAAAGAGAAAAAAAGAAAAUAGAAGAAAGGGCAACAUUUCAAAAAGCCAAUGAGGCUAUCACAAAAUGCUUGGGGGAGUACCAAUUUUCCGUGCGGUAGUCUCCUUUUCACCCAAACCACCUAUGGAUGUACUGUAAGAUAAAAAAAAAAUGGAUUUCAUUUUUUAAUCCGGAAGUACAUGUAAGCAUAUUUGGAUUUAAGCAGUGGGCAUUAAAGAGUUCAUACUUCAUAUACAUAUGACUGACACAUUUCGUGAGGCACAUAUGUGAGGACUCGCCUUUGAAGAACAUUAUGUUAGGCUUGUUUGUAAUUUUCUUCUGUAAUAUUUCUCGUUGUGCAACACACUUAGACAAUUCACUCGUCUGUGUUACCUUAUUGUGCAGCCUUGAAUGUAAAAGUACGAUUUCUAACUUUUCUAAGUUGAAGCCAUCUUGUACCAUUUAUCUGAGUCUGGUUAUUUGAUUACAAACUUGAUGUUUACAUAACCAUGAGACUUCUGUAGUCUUAUGCUCGUAAUGCUGGACAAUGGUGGCAAAUCUUUUCUUUUUUUGGUUUUCCUUUUCUGUUCAUCGCAAUGUAGCAGCAUGGCUCUUUUUCUUACACUUUUCGUGUUUCUUGCAUUGAAUAUUUU
Molecule: messenger RNA, 1585 nt
Organism: Striga asiatica
Lineage: Eukaryota; Viridiplantae; Streptophyta; Magnoliopsida; Lamiales; Orobanchaceae
Source: the annotation of a GenBank genome assembly